Molecule: messenger RNA, 7195 nt
Organism: Anarrhichthys ocellatus (wolf-eel)
Lineage: Eukaryota; Metazoa; Chordata; Actinopteri; Perciformes; Anarhichadidae
Gene: gpr156
Product: G protein-coupled receptor 156
Exons: 9
Coding region: 2732-5203 (823 amino acids)
Biological process (GO): gamma-aminobutyric acid signaling pathway; G protein-coupled receptor signaling pathway
Cellular component (GO): G protein-coupled receptor heterodimeric complex; membrane
Molecular function (GO): G protein-coupled GABA receptor activity
Source: RefSeq, a predicted model, not a curated record
AUGAAAACUCCGGCAAUGAGGUGAACUUUUCCUGACUUACAGGAUCUUCCCGGGCUGUAGGACUGACAGUUUGACGGACAUAUUGUGUCGUGGGAUUCAUUACGCAUCUGCAGUAAUGGGACCUUUGUAGCUAUGUUAGAUAACAUAUUAUUCUGUCAUUUAUUUCCGAUUGUUGAUAACUUUCUCAGCCUUGCGCGAUGGAGCCUGAAGCGGGACGAGACGAUGGGAUCCUCUGUGCGCUCUGGAGACCGAGGUUUGCUUUUUUUAGAUUUUUCUUGGUCUCUUUUCUUUCCUCCUUCACUGGUCUACGUCUUAAUUUCCUCUCAAGUGAUUUGAUUGACAAGUUUGAUAGUUUACCGUGCCGCUGCAUCGAUGCAGCACUGGGUGAACACAUGUUUUUACGCAUACUUUCACCAAGUAAGAUCGCUUAAAUAAAGAGUUGAUUAAUUUAUGCGCUGUUGAUGGAGAUCACAGGCCUAGAUUAUGCAUUAGUUCAAUUUAAUGCUCCAUGACGUCCAUGAAGUCUGUAAAUAAAUGCUUCAUAACAUAACUAUUUAUAUUCUUCUUCUUCUUAAUAUUAUUAUUACAACAAGUAGGUAUAAGCCUCUAGUUUCCCACAGAACGCGUCCGUGAACUAAUAUGCUAACUAGUAAUUAAUGUGUACACACCAAAAGUUUCAUCCCUGCUGUGACACAUUUCCUCAGGUGUUUAUCUUGAAAUGGUCACGUGGUUUCAUACAGCACAAGCGCAGACUCCCCAGUUAUCAAAGAUGACUUCUGAUGGAAUUUUGACAAAUUCGGGGGGGGGCUGUAAAAGGCACCAUGUGCCCAGAAAUGACGUGUGCCGGACCUUCAGUGCAGUAAUUGUAUUCUAACUCGGCUUAAAGAAUAAACGUAUAAACGGAUUACUAACUGAGGAGGAAUGUUUCAAUAUUGGCCUCUGAACCGGGCUUUACCUAUUGGCAGCGCCCAUGGUUACAAUCUUAAAAGAGAAACAGUGAGACUGACAGGACGAUGAAUGGGCUUUACUCCAUGCAAUAUAUUAAAAAUUUGGUGAAAGCCAUGGAAAACUCAAUUCUCUCUGAGUGCAGAGGUUUGUCAGAAAUGGGUGAAAUAUUGCACAUAGUUAGACACAUAAAAGAAGAAAAAAAAAAGAUUUAAAGAGAGACCCAAGGGCAAGUUACCAAGUGGAGCUAAGCUACACUCAUUAGGCCCGCCCUACAUUUAAACAAGGAAUACAGAGAUAGCUGAGGAGCAACUUGCGGUUUAUUCUUCAGGACUUCAAAAGACACUCCUCAAGAUUAUUCUGAACAGUGAAUAACAUGUCCGUAAAACCUGACUCAGUCUGGGGAAGGGCUCUGUUGACCUUUGUUGACUUCUGCAGGGUGGCGGUUUUCUCCCAAACUGAAAGCUACAGAGGCAGGAUUUUGAAAAAACAGCGGAAAUGCCUCUCUCUGUCAUCUUUCCCUGCGGAAAGCAGCAGAACUGUGAUCUAUACUUGGAAAGUGACGACAGGACAUGAACAGGAACUCCAGACGUUUCCCAGAUAUGCUGCCCAGCGGACUUCAUUGUUCUGUGGACACCAUUCUUCACUCAAUAACGUACACCAAAGGAGUCUGUCAAAUAGAACAUCUCCGUCUCAUGUUGGGUGGAUUAACAUAUAGUUUACGUCCAAAAGUCAAAUGCAAGUCAAAGACUUCUCACACUGCUGUGUUUUGAUUGAAUCCCAUAAUCCAACUAUCCCAGAGUGCUUUGGGUAUCUUCGUCACUCUCCAGACAAUGACGAGAUGUGUGAUGUCUAAUAACACACACACUUGUAUCGAUACAAGUGGUCAUCGGUCUCGACAACGUGCAGCUGAGUCACUGCAGCGUACAUCACACUCUUAGCCUGUGUUAUAGCUCAGAGUAUCGGGUGAUACCAUGCUGCAUAAUUAAAUCUGCAACAUGUCAGUGCAGCACGGGUAGCCUCAUAAAAAUGCCUGUGGCAAGAGUGACAAACAGUUGUUUGGUGAUACUCUCCAAAGUUUGAUUUCGGUUUCAGGGGCCUUAAGUAACCUGGUUAAUUGCAGAUUAUAUGGUCCUCAGUAAAACUGCAAAUGAGGGCUUUUGAGAUAUUGAUUGUGUUACAUGUUCUUUCAUUUCGCUCACCCUUUCGCGUGAUGCACAAAUGUUUAUCACAGCAGAGAGCGUUCCUGUGUUGACUGGUUCACCUCAGUAAUGACGUAGUGCUGGUGGAAAUUGAGGAUAAGCAGAAUCCCACAUGCUUCCUGUCACACAGGCCGAGUACUGCCUCCUCGGUUUAGUUCUGUGGCGGUAAAUAAUUGACACUAUUUGGGCAUUUCCAUUCUAACCUUGAUUUCACCCUAAACUUAAUGUCUCUUGGGUUUAUUUGUGUUUCUAAUCUCAAGCUUUUUACUUGGUGUAAUAUCAAUGAUGUUCAAAAUCACUUCCAUGCUUGCAAAUAUCCUCCUCUCGGAGGUUUCCGUCAUAGCACCACACUGUGGUGGCUAAAAGUCUUACAACUAAUUUGUGUGACCUUAAAAAAGAAGCAGGACUUCAUGGGAAAUGUGUUUCUCUGUGGUCCAGUGCCUGUUGUUUUGGAGCUCAGAGAGUGCUCUCAUUUUUAAGAUAUAUAAAGGUGCAGUGAAAAUGUUUUGACCGAAAUAGGUGCAAAGAAUGUAUGCAUUUUCCCUCUGAAUGGUUGCAAGUCAGUUUUACAAAGAACAAUUUUCAUGUCAUCAUAUCCGUCUUAUCAUCUGUUUGUUCCUCAGGAUUUGUUUGUGAAAGUGGACGGACUGGGGUCAGUAAUGGAGCCUAAGCUGAACUGCAGCUCCCAGUGUGAUUCCACACUCUGCUUCAUCCACUCAGGAGUCAACAGGCAGGAGGGUCUCGACAUUCUGCAGAGACUAUGUAGUCUCAGCACGAUGGCAGUGGAGUUCCCAAGGCGAUCUCUCUCCCCAGUGUUGAAUGCUGUGGUGUGGACGCUGCUCUCCUGUGGAAUCCUGCUGGCUUUCUGCUUCCUGCUCUUCACCAUGCGCUUCAAAAACAACAGGAUAGUGAAGAUGUCCAGUCCCAACCUGAAUGUCUUGACUCUCUUUGGAAGUGUCCUCACCUACAGCAGCGGCUUCUUGUUUGCCGUUGGGGAACGAUCACAAUCACAGGGUGGAGCAUCCACAGCUGUGCUACAAGCUCGGAUGUGGACUCUUUGUGUCGGAAGUACCCUGGUGUUUGGCCCAAUUUUGGGGAAGACGUGGAGACUGUACAGAGUGUUCACCCAGCGAGUGCCUGACAAGAGAGUGAUAAUCCGAGACAUCCAGCUGAUGGGCAUGGUGGCUCUGUUGAUCGUGGUGGACAUGCUGGUUCUCACCACCUGGAACCUCACAGACCCGAUCAGGUGUUCACGAUCUGUCGGAGCUGUUGUCAAGCUGAUGGAGAGAGACAUUUCCUACACUUUGUCUCAGCUGGAGACCUGCUCCUCUGUAUACUCGGAUCUGUGGGUUGUCAUUAUUGCUGUUCAGAAGGGUUGUCUUCUCCUCUAUGGGACUUAUCUAGCUGGGUUGACCAGCAAUGUCAGCCACCCUCCCGUCAACCAGUCUCCCACCAUCAUGACAGCCGUCACUUUGGUCACCCUCUUUUCGGCUGUGGCCGUCCCUGUGUCCAUCUUCCUGCACGCCUGGCCCAAUCUGGUUUAUAGCACUGUGGCUGGAGCCAUUUUCAUCUGCACACUGGCUACCAACUGCAUGCUGUUUGUGCCUCAGCUGACUCAGUGGCGGCAGUUUGAAGAGGACCAGAACAACCCAAGUCAGAUGGCCAAGUAUUUCAGCAGCCCCAGUAAGAGCCAGCCCUCGGUGUACAGCCAGGAUGAGAUGUACUACCUGUUGGGGGAGAACAACUCCAUGAAAAAACUCCUUACUGAGAAGAGCGUUGUGAUUGACAGUCUGCAGGAGCAGGUGAACAACGCCAAGGAUAAACUCCUGCGACUCAUGUCAGCCAGCCAGCCACCCGAGGACCAGAACCUGGACUCUUUUAACACCAACCUCAACUCCACCUCCAGUCAGACCACAGAGCUUCAGUCUAACGGCCCCGCUUCUUCUGAGCCUCCCUCUGCUCAAAGCUCCUCAGCUCCUAUUGCUGCUUCCUCUCUUCUCCCUGGUGAUAUGUAUGACAGUGAAAACCAGAGAGGUGUCUCUACCGCUGGGCUCACAGGUAGCGACACAGCUGGGAAGGGAACAAGGGAGGAUCUCAAACAACCCUUGUCCCUCAAGUCCCCUGGCUCACUCAGGACAGCAGAAGAGACGGUUCACUUUGUCACUUCCCUACAAUCCCGUAGAGGGUUAAACCCUUCUCAGUUUGAAACUUUCAACAAUCAGAGUGGCCUAACAUCCCAGCUGGGACCAAAUGCCAGACCAACUGGUUUUGUAAGCAGCGAGCAGUUGCAGGAGGUCCUCCAGGAGCUUAGUGUGGAUGCAGUCAUGGAAAUUGCACUUCGAUCACCCGGUCAGAUGUCCAGAACGCCCAGAACGCCCUCUCAGCUAAAAUUUACCGAAGCCUCUGCUCUUUCCCCUCUCUCCCUCCGCACACCGCGCACUCCUCAUCGACCUGUUCUCUUCCGCUACCCCAGCAUCUCCCCCUAUGCGAUGAGGAAACGUCGGCCGCCCUUCCACUCCUGCAGAAAAGGGUUGGCCCCUCCCUGUUUCUAUGCAGGGUCAGAGGCUGCUGGAUGUGAAAAGAUAAGGGAAAACUGUGAACUCCAAACUCCAGGCAAGCGCCAUGAUAGGGUCACUGUGGAUGGUACCCUCCUCCAGGUUCACAACCCUGACUUCGAGCUGGAGGAGGAGGAGGAUGAGGAAGGGAAUGAAGCGAUAAGGAAAGUUCGGAGGCAUAUUUCAAGGUCCCAAAGACGCUCAGUCUUGCCGUGUGCAGAUCACACAGCUCCACCUGAUCUGGAAUUAGGUGGUGAUAAUAAGCGGCACCAUAGACACAUUAGAGACUCCUGUGGCUACUGGGACUCUGACUCUAGCAGCUCAACAGACUACGAUUACUACCACCGUCCCUACUGUGACUCCUGCCUGCAGCGAGGCUCUCUCCUGUCAUCAGACAGCUCCUCAGACUCCUCUGACAGCGAGUACGACGACUACACCAGCCUGUACCGCUCCCCACAACCUGUGGUAUUCAAAGAAGACAUCAAACCAACCUUUGUAUGAGCACAAAUUUACUGCACUUUACAUGUUCAUCCAUUUCCACCACUUGAAUUAAUGUCCUAAGAAACGAUGUGCAAAAUUAGCAUUUAGGAUAAAGCAGGCACAAUUAGCUUUAGGCUAAUGUGCAUCUGUAAUGGGAGAUCAUCUGUUUGUAACUUUCAGUAGGAACGUGUUUGGAAUUCUGUAUGACAAGAGCAUUAGUAUUCUUGAAUCUUGCAUUGUGGGUCAGAGUGGUGCUUUUAUUAGAUUUAUAAAAACUUUUGGAGCUCACAAGCAGACAACGCUGUUUACUUUUUAAUAUUACUUAUGGCAGUAUGUGUAUAUUUCUGCUGUCAGAUGACAUCCCUUACGUUCAAAAUGAUAUGUUUUCACAGGACAUCUGAAAUGUGCUCUAUAUUAGCUAUUGUGUAUAUGCUGUAUUUAUUGUGAUAUUUAUAAUAAGAUGUUUUGGUGUUUACAGAAUUCUUCGCUGUACCCUUUUUAUUGUUUUACAUUAUCAACACAUUCCUUAAAGUGUAUGCCAUUUUAUUGUAUGGUCUGCAUUUUGUUGUUUAAGUUUUGCUUUUUCCUCCUUCAUUGCCUACAAUGCUCUACAUUUGUUGUCAGAUGCUUCCAAUCUACAACUGGUUUACGAGACACCAAGCCCACACCGUUAGAGCGACUCGAUAAAAACGGGUUACUUUUACUUUAACACACUUCAUUAUUAUCUCAGUAUUAUUGUCCUGACUCAUUAAGAGUAUUUAAUGUGCAAAGGUCACAGUUAUCUGGAGUGUGUGUCUUGUGUGUAUGCUAGACAGAUUUUCAAACCCUCUCUUUUUAAAAGAAACUUCACAUCACUUCAUUCUGCAUCUUCUCUGGUUUUAUACAGUGGAGAACUGAUUAACCAGCUGGGGGCCACAUGUCAAAAAUAAGUCCCUAUUAGGCCCCCACACUCACAUUCCCUCAACCCAUUUUGCCCAGAGUCCUACAAACCAAUCUGUAUUCAUAUGCUGUAACACCCAACUACAGGUUUUGUUGUUAGUUUGGGAGUUUUCAUAAUAUUCUUUCAACACAGACAAAAACAGAGCAUUACUCGCCCUGUUUUUUUAAUAUUUCUCUUCCCUGUCUUGGCCUCUCUCUCUCUCACUCUCUCUCACUCUCUUCCACUAUCUCCUCUCUGUCUCUAUGUCAUUUUUUCUUCGGCUAAUGGGACAAUGUGUGUUUGCCUGAGGUGGUGUUGCUGUGAAGGGAAAACAGCGUCUUGCGUUACUUCUGCUCUGCUGCCUAUUUUUGAGACGCCACUGCUCUCUAUUCUGCAUAUGAACCAUUGAAGGGCAGCCUGGGAGAAAUUCCUUUUGAUAUAGAGCAUAACAGAGUAUAAAUAACCCACACAAAAGACAGACUACCAGCAUCACUGUGCAGGAGGAAAGACUUUCCAGCCAAGUGACCCGCAUUCUGUUCAAGAUGGGGAUAACUGACGUAUAAUGAUAAAAAUAUAAUAAAAGAGUUGUCAAUCACAUUUCUUUCUCAAAAUAACACGAUAGUCCAUAGCUAUCGUCUACCUCCUUGAACACGUAUUACAUACUGAAUAAAAGAGAGUGAUUAGUUGACCUUCAGGAACCCUUUAUAAUGGGUUUAUAAGUUGUAACUAUUGGCUUUAUUAAUAGUUAAUCAAUUAUUUACUAAUGCUCUUUCGUCAGUUUGUAGCCCUUACUGUAAUAAUAACAAAAGUGGGUUGCCAGAUUGUGAAAAAUCCCUUUGACUUAUUGGACUGUACGACCACUUCACUUGUAAAAUGGGUUUCACUGGAUCCGGACGAAAGUUGAUUUAUUAACAACUUUAUUAUCACCAACAAUAUUUUUAGUAUUAAUGGCUUACCAACAUUUAUAACAACAUUACACCAAAGAGAAACAAGAAACCAACAACCUGGCAACACAAAAUGUGUUCUCAUUAACAGCUUUACUGGGUGAGUAAAGAGUCAAGGCUCAGCUUUGUUGUCAUUAGGCAGGAAGGAGA